This is a messenger RNA of Clonostachys rhizophaga, 1128 nucleotides long. Lineage: Eukaryota; Fungi; Ascomycota; Sordariomycetes; Hypocreales; Bionectriaceae. The record is from the annotation of a GenBank genome assembly.
AUGGCUUUGAUACUCCUUCUUAUUCUGAAGUUCUCAUCGGAUGUCGAAGACACGUUGUAUUGCUUCAAUCCUUCAAAUGACGAGGGCAAAGGUGUAUUGAGCAUCCUCACACCAGGGGAGGCGAAAAAACGCUGCAAACCCAGACCUUCAUCCUCACUUGUCACGCCCACGCCAGAAUCCUUCACAACACCCAGCUCCUCUCUAGAUCUUGAGACACCGACAACACCAAGCUCCUCCGCAUAUACUGCCCCGUUCACGACCCCAAGUUUCUCAGCAACUCCAGAGACCUCUACGCCAUCCGAAUCCUCGAUUGUGGUUGGGUCUUCUACUACUCCCAGCUCCGCUGUGACACCGGACCCAUCCACAACACCAGAGUCUUCGGAGACGCCCAGCUCCUCUGCGACCCAAGAACCCUCUACAACACCAGCCUCGGAAACUCCUAUCACCUCUACAGCACAAGAGUCCUCGACAACACCGGUCUCCUCGGAGACACCUAGCUCCUCGGCUACACAAGAGCCUUCGACAACGCCAAGCUCACAACCCUCAAUCAUCUCGACCACGGCUAGUACCACCGAAGUUCCUGUCAUCUCCACAACAUCCAGCUCUACUGUGGCAGCCAGCUCUUCAGCAGCCCCUGACCCGGCAACAAUCAACUGGGGCUUUGAUGAGAAUCCGGACGGCAUCAGCCCCUGGGUUAUGUAUAGAGAUGGUACGGUCACACCAUCUCUUGACGGGGACGUGAAGCAGAAUGGUCUUUACUCGGUUAAGCUGGUCUACCUCGCGAGUGUGGCCAAUUAUGUCAAGCGCCCUCUCGACUCAACCAAAGUCUCCGCAGGGGUCCCUAUCCAGAUCUCAGCGUGGCACAGAACAUCCUCGAUAUCCUCAACAAAUGGUUGCUCGAAUGCAUAUAUCGCAUGCACGUACGGCGGAACAUCAGGUGUCCUCGCCUUGCAGCCUUUCGCAGCAGCGGCCGCGCUCAAUACAUGGACCCAAAACAAGGCCACCUGUACGUACACUGCUGCCCAGUUGGCUCAGAGCGGUGGUGCGCAAGUUCUCAUCGGCUGGAAUUGCAAAGCCGGUGCUACUGCAUGGGUUGACACGGUCAAUGUUGGGGCAGUGCCAGCUUAA